Messenger RNA from Gossypium raimondii (Peruvian cotton), 971 nucleotides. Its product is annotated as protein PHOSPHATE-INDUCED 1. NCBI's taxonomy places the organism in Eukaryota, Viridiplantae, Streptophyta, Magnoliopsida, Malvales, Malvaceae. Bases 68 to 856 code for a protein of 262 amino acids. The transcript has a single exon. The record is from RefSeq and is a predicted model, not a curated record.
UUCAUCCCAAAUCCCACAAAAACACAUUCUCUUUUAGAGUUUUCUCACCACUUAAUCAAAUUCAUCCAUGGCUUCUUUUGCUACUUCCAAUGUUGUUGUUCUGUAUUUUGUUGUGUUAGUCUCUUGGAUUCAUUUCAAUGCAGAAGCGAGGAGGCUUGGUGGGUCUGUCCCUGAGUCGGAUCAAACCCAGCAGCCAUUGCUGUUCCAAUACCACAAUGGCCCUCUUCUAACUGGCAACAUCUCUGUUAAUCUCAUUUGGUAUGGAAAUUUCAAGCCUUCUCAACGUGCCAUUGUGUCCGAUUUCAUCAAUUCCCUCGCCUCUUCCAAGCUUGUUUCACCUCAACCCUCGGUUGCUACAUGGUGGAAAGCCAUGGAUAAAUACUAUCACCUCACCAACAAAUCUUCUUCCCUUGUCAUUUCCUUGGGUUCACAAAUCCUCGAUGAGAGCUACUCUUUGGGGAAAUCACUAACAAAUGAACAAAUCCUGCAAUUAGCAUCAAAGGGUUCUCAGAGAAACCCCAUCAAUGUUGUCUUGACAUCAGCUGAUGUUGCUGUUGAAGGGUUCUGCUCCAGCAGGUGUGGAACCCAUGGUUCAGAUUCUGGUUCCAAGUUGGCUGGGACUGUCACCAACCCAUUUGGAAAUGGCUACUAUCAAGGUCCAAAAGAAGCACCAAUGGAGGCUGCUUCCGCUUGCCCUGGGAUUUAUGGGAAAGGGGCUUAUCCAGGCUAUGCUGGGGACCUUCCAGUCGACGCUACAACCGGAGCUAGCUACAAUGCACAUGGUGUCAAUGGAAGAAAGUACCUUCUUCCAGCUCUGUUCGACCCUUCAACCUCAACUUGUGCCACUCUAGCUUAAAACAAAUAUUAUUCAUCCCAACAUGCCAGUCCCUAGUAAAAAUUCUUUUAUUGUACCAUUCAAUUUAUUCUUUUUACGUUACGAUUGAAUAGAGAUUCAAUUAUUCAUUGACAAA